AUGGAAAAAAUUAAGGAUUUAAAAAUUAAAAUUCUUUUGGAACUUGAUGAAGUAUAUCAAAAUUCGAUAACUUAUAAAAAAUUAAUUGAAGAUGAUUUAAAAAAAUAUUUAGAUUUGAAAAAAAAAAGUAAUAAAAAUAUUAGUAAUCUCAAAUAUUAUAAUAAUAUUCAUAUUCCACCAUUAAAUGAAAUACAAAAAAAAUAUAAUUUAAUUUUAGAAGAAAAUAUUAUAUUAAAAGAAGAAUUAUUAACUUUGGAAAACAAUAUAAUACAUGAGAAAAAAGUAUUAGACAAUAUUUUAAGUGCUUCAUUUAAAUGUGAAAAUCAAAAAUUUUCAUAUAAUAAAAAAGUAUACAAAGAAGAUUUUAAUAAAUUUGAGCGUCAUAAAGAAUAUAUUAAAAAAGAAAUAGAAAAUGGCAAAAUAAAUCUUGAUAAAAUAUGUUUGAAAAGAAAGCUAACAGAUGAGGUUAUUAAUAGAAUGGUAGAUGAUAUUAAAAAUGCUAUUAGAAUAGUUUAUCUUGUUAGUUCAAACAUGAAAAUUGCUCAAAAAAGUAGUAAUAAAAUUUUUCAAUUUUCUAAAACAAAUGCAUUAGAAAAAAAAAUUUUAUUAUUUGAAAAUUUAUCAUAUGAAGAAGAAAAUGAUAAUUGGUUAUUAUUUACUGAAAGGUAUAUUAAAUAUACUUUUGUUGAUUAUACGGAUAAUAAAAAUUUUCAAUCAUUUUAUCAAAUGAAAAUUAAUGAAAUGUAUAAAAAGAAAGACAUUUAUUUAUUAAUUUUAAAAAUGAUUGAGGAAGUAUUAACUAAGGAUAAAAAAAAACUUAUAGAUUUAAAAGAAAAUAUAAAGAAAUAUGACAAACUUUUUGAAGAAGAAAAUAAUAAAUUAAAAUUAUCAAUUGUUCCGGAUGUUUUUUCAAAUAACUAUAUUUAUGACAAAUUUGUAAUUCAAAAUGUGGAGGAAGAAUUAUAUAUUGCUAGUAACAAACUUAAAAUUCAAAAAGAAUGGAUAAAAGGGUGUAAAAGUUUUAUUUGUGAAAUAUCAUUAUCAUUAAUAAAAAGUAAAAACAUAAUUUAUAACAAUGAAAAUAUAACAUUUUCAAAUAAAUUAAAUAAUGAUUCACUGGAAAAAAGUUAUGUAAAACAAGUAUAUAGCUGUUAUAAUCAAAUAAAAAAACUAAAAAAAGAAAUAAGAAUAAUCAGAAGAAGUAUUUUAGCUAAAAAAAAUGAAAUAUUUUUAUUGAAUGAAAAAUUAGAAGAAUUAGAAAUUAUUGUAAAAGAAUUAGAAAAAAAAGAAAAAACAUAUGAUAAGUCAUUUUUUACUCUUUCUACAAUACCAGACUUAGAAAAUAAAAUUUUUAAAGAAAAUAAUAUAGAAAAAAUAAAUAAUAAUAAAGAGUUGGAAAAUUUAAGAAUGUUAUAUGAAAAUAAUAAGAAUUAUACAAAUCAAACAAAAAUAAAAAUAGAAGAUUUAAAAAAUGACAUUAAUAAAAUUGAUAAUCUUAUUAAAGAAGAAAAAACUUUGUAUUUAAAAAAUAGUACACAAUUUCAGCAAAUAGAAAAAAAAUUAAUUAUUCAAAAACAACAACAACCAUUUUCAAUAAUUAUAAAUUAUUACAAUAACUUAAAACAGGAAAAGAGUCUUUUACUAAAAAAUAUAUCAUGUUUAGAAAAGGAUUUAUUAAAAGUCAGUGAAGUACGUAUGAAUAUUAUUAAAAAGACAAUAAAUUGA
This is a messenger RNA of Strongyloides ratti, 1725 nucleotides long. RefSeq lists its product as hypothetical. The record is from RefSeq and is a predicted model, not a curated record. The transcript has 3 exons. Lineage: Eukaryota; Metazoa; Nematoda; Chromadorea; Rhabditida; Strongyloididae. The coding region runs from base 1 to 1725 and encodes 574 amino acids.